UCCUCCUCCGCAGAGGCGCGGGCACAGCGAAGGGAGGAGGAGGAGGAGAGAUCCGCUGAGUCCCAGGGCACACAGGGUUGGUGGCAGUCGAGACGGAGCAGACGAAUUGUCGCACCACCACCACCACCACUGUUGUCCACCACGCCUGUGCCAAGCUCGGGGUUUGGUAGUUGUUGCUGUUGUUGCUGCUGGUGGUGCUGGUAGACAGUGGUUGUUUGGUGGUGGAGGUAUUGGUGUUGCGGGAGGUAGUUGGUGGUGAGUAGGUGUGGUGGAGGUGUGGUGGAGGUGGUUAUCUGCCGUGGUGGUCGUAGUGCUGUUGGAGGAGGAGUAGGUCACGGUGUGUGGAGGUGUUGGUGAUAGUGGUGGGGAGGUAGUAGUUGUGGUGGGUGGUGGUGGUGGUGGGUGGUGGUGUUGGGACCCAAGCCCGACCGAAGGAGAGGAAAGGGCGCGGCUUUGCAAACCAUCGCCGGCCGUCAACCCCGAGGGGAGGCAAGACACGGCCGAGAUCAGAGUUUGGCUCGACCCACGAGGACGACGACGACGAGGAGGAGGAGGGAGCUGGUGGAGGUGGACACCAACAACAACAACUCGCCCUCGACCAGCCUCCCGAUCGCCCCCCGGAUUUCGUGUUCAAAACUUUCUCGAUUGAGCGGUGUAGCGAGCACACGCAGCCAUCAUGGUGGCACUCUCGCUCAAGAUCUGUGUGCGCCACUGCAACGUGGUGAAGACGAUGCAGUUUGAGCCAUCCACGGUCGUGUACGACGCUUGCCGCAUUAUUCGCGAGCGCGUCCCGGAGGCACAGGAUGGCCAGCCUACUGACUACGGCCUCUUCUUGUCGGACGAGGACUCGAAGAAGGGGAUUUGGCUGGAAUCCGGCCGGAGUCUCGACUACUACAUGCUGAGAGAUGGCGAUCUGCUCGAGUACCGCAAGAAGCAGCGACCCCUCAAGGUGCGCAUGCUGGAUGGCACCAUCAAGACGGCAAUGGUGGACGACUCCAAGACCGUGGGGGAUAUGCUGCUCGCUGUCUGCGCCAGGAUCGGCAUCACCAACUACGAGGAGUAUUCGCUGGUGCGAGAGGUGGCGGAGGAGAAGGCGAUGGAUGGCACGGGGACGCUGAAGAAGGACCGCUCACUCCUGCGCGACGAGAAGAAGAUGGAGAAGCUCAAGCAGAAGCUCCACACCGACGAUGACAUGAACUGGCUGGACCACGGGCGCACGCUGCGCGAGCAGGGCGUGGAGGACGUCGAGACUCUGCUGCUGCGACGCAAGUUCUUCUACUCGGACCAGAACGUGGACUCGCGUGACCCCGUGCAGCUCAACCUUCUCUACGUGCAGGCUCGGGAUGACAUCCUCAACGGUUCGCACCCCGUGUCGUUUGAGAUGGCGUGCGAGUUUGCCGGGUACCAGGCUCAGAUUCAGUUUGGGCCGCACAACGAGCUCAAACACAAACCGGGAUUCCUUGACUUGAAGGAAUUCCUGCCAAAAGAGUACGUGAAGCAGCGAGGAGCGGAAAAGAGGCUCUUUCAGGAGCACAAGAAAUGCGAAUCAAUGACGGAGAUUGAGGCCAAGGUGCGCUACGUACGGCAGGCACGAUCGCUCAAGACCUACGGCGUGUCCUUCUUCCUCGUCAAGGAGAAGAUGAAGGGCAAGAACAAGCUGGUGCCACGGCUGUUCGGCAUCACCAAAGAGUCGGUGAUGCGCGUGGAUGAGAGGACCAAGGAGGUGAUACAGGAGUGGCCGCUGACCACGGUCAAACGUUGGGCCGCUUCGCCGAAGAGCUUCACCUUGGAUUUUGGGGAUUACAGUGACGGCUACUACUCUGUGCAGACGACAGAAGGGGAGCAGAUUGCUCAGCUUAUCGCUGGCUACAUCGACAUCAUCCUCAAGAAGAAAAAAAGCAAGGAUCGCUUCGGCACCGAGGGAGACGAAGAGUCGACCAUGCUGGAGGACUCGGUCUCCCCAAAAAAAUCCACCGUCAUCCAGACAAACUGCAACCCCAUGGGCAUGGCGGAGCACGGCUCCGUGGCCCUGCCCGCAGUAAUGCGGGGCAUCGGUGGACCCGAGAGCCUGGGCCGUGGCGUCAUGCCCGGCGCUAACAAGGUCAUCACUAGUGGUGCGAUGCACCGUGGGCAUCUGCCACCCAUGUCAACAAAUCAGCAAGCGUUGAUGGGCACCAUCACGUCAAGCAUGCAGGCCGUGCAGCAGGCCGGCAGCAGCCUGGAUGAAAUGGACGCGUUGCCCCCGCUCGGGCAAGACAAGGCAUCCAAGGCCUGGCGUCAGUACAAGAUGGACCAGGCAAAGCAUGAGAUCCAUUCACAAGUGGAUGCUAUAAAUGCCAGCACUGCCUCCUGCAUCAACCUUACAUCCGGCGACGCAGCCGACACGGACUACACGGCGGUGGGCUGCGCCGUGGUGACGAUCUCGUCGAACCUGACGGAGAUGUCUCGCGGCGUUCGUCUGCUCGCGGCGCUCACGGAGGAGGAGGGCGGCGAUGGCAGGGCCCUGCUGCAAGCGGCGCGCGGCCUCAUCGACUGCAUCUCCGACCUGCUCAAGACCGUGCAGCCGUCGUCCACAGAGCCUCGCCAGGCGGUGCUCACAGCGGCCAGCACCGUUGGGCGGUCGAGCAACAACCUCCUCAAGCAGAUUGGCCAGCAAGGUGUGGACCAGCAGUUCCAGGACGUGCUGAACCAGCUGGCCAAAGCGGUCGCCAAUGCAGCCGCUGGCCUGGUGCUCAAGGCCAAGACGGUUGCCCAGAAGGCGGACGACCAAGCCCUGCAAAACCAAGUGAUCGCUGCGGCGACGCAGUGCGCGCUGUCCACGUCCCAGCUCGUUGCCUGCACCAAGGUGGUGGGCCCCACCAUGGACUCGCCCGUGUGCCAAGAGCAGCUGAUGGAGUCGGGGAAGCUGGUGGCACGUGCCGUCGAGGGCUGCGUGCGCUCGUCGCAGGAGGCCACCAAGGACGACGAGCUGCUCCGCCAGGUCGGCGGCGCUGCUGGCGCCGUCACGCAGGCGCUCGACGCGCUGCUGCAGCACGUCAAGCUGCUGGCGUCGGGCGGGCACGGCAUGGGCCGCUACGAUUGCGCCACCGACACCAUCAUCACCGCCACCGAGAGCAUCUUCAGCUCAACCGGCAACGCAGGUGAAAUGGUGAAGCAGGCUCGGCUGCUGGCCCAGGCCACGUCUGACCUCAUCAACGCGAUCAAGGUGGACGCGGAGGCCGAAGGAGACCAGGAGAACUCGCGUAAACUCCUCGCGGCCGCCAAGUACCUGGCUGAUGCCACCGCCAAGAUGGUCGAGGCUGCGAAGGGCGCAGCUGCGAACCCGGAGAGCGAGGAGCAGCAGCAGCGGCUGCAGGAGGCUGCGGAGGGGCUGCGCGUCGCCACCAACAUCGCCGCCCAGAACGCCAUCCGCAAGAAGCUGGUGCACCGGCUGGAGGUGGCUGCGAGGCAGGCUGCGGCGGCCGCCAGCCAGGCCAUCGCCGCCGCCACGCAAGCGGCCGCCUCCAACAAGAACCCCGCCAAUCAGCAGCAGCUCGUCAGCUGUAGCAAGAACGUGGCGGACCAUGUCCCGCAGCUGGUACAGGGUUGGCGUGGGAGCCAGAGCCAGCCCGACAGCCCCAGCGCACAGCUGGCCCUCAUCACUGCCAGUCACAACUUCCUGCAGCCGGGUACUAAGAUGGUGGCAGCCGCCAAAGCGUCGGUUCCGACCGUGACGGACCAGGCCUCGUCCAUGCAGCUGGGCCAGUGCGCCAAGAACCUGGCCACUUGCCUCGCCGAGCUGCGCACAGCUGCACAGAAGGCCCAGGAUGCGUGCGGAACACUGGAGAUCGACUCGGCCCUUGACCUCGUCCGCUCGCUCGAGGCCGAGCUACAGGAGGCGAAGGUGGCGGCCGCCGACGGGAAACUUCACCCACUACCCGGCGAGACGCUGGAGAAGUGUGCGCAGGACCUGGGAGCCACCUCCAAGACGGUGGGCUCCUCCAUGGCACAGGUGAUGACGGCAGCUUCCCAGGGCAACGAGAACUACACAGGCAUCGCGGCGCGCGACACGGCGCAGGCCCUCAAGCAGCUGGCGGCAGCGGCGAGAGGCCUGGCCGCCAACUCGGCCGACAAGCCGACGCAGGAGGCCGUGUUGGAGUCUGCGCGCGACCUCAUGGACAAGGCGUCGCUCUUCAUCCAGGAGGCGAAGAAGGCCGUGGUGCGGCCCGGGGACCCCAUCAACCAGCAGAGGCUGGCCCAGGUGGCCAAGGCGGUGUCUGGCGCGCUGGGCAAGUGCGUAGGCUGCCUGCCCGGGCAGCAGGACGUCGACACGGCUCUGCGUAGCCUCGCCGACCAGAGCAAGAAGCUGCUGUCCGACACGAUCCCGCGCAGCGGCAGCAGUUUCCAGGAGGCGCAGGGCAACCUGAACGACGCGGCGGCUGGGCUCAACCUGUCGGCCAGCGAGCUGGUGCAGGCCUCGCGCGGCUCCAGCCAGGAGCUCUCCUCCGCCUCGCGCAAGUUCGGCAACGACUUCUCGCGCUUCUUGGAUGCCGGAAUCGACAUGGCCGGGCAGGCAAAGACGAAGGAGGACCAAGUGCAGGUGGUGGGCAACCUGAAGAGUAUCUCCAUGUCGUCGUCCAAGCUGCUGCUGGCAGCCAAGGCCCUCUGCGUCGACCCCAACGCCCCGAACGCCAAGAACCAGCUGGCAGCUGCUGCACGUGCUGUGACGGACAGCAUCAACCAGCUGAUCACCAUGUGCACGCAGCAGGCACCGGGCCAGAACGAGUGCGACAACGCCCUGCGCGAGCUCGAGACGGUCAAGGGCAUGCUGGACAACCCAAGCGAGCCUGUCAACGACCUCUCUUACUUCGAGUGCAUCGACAGUUUGAUGGAAAAUUCCAAGGUUCUGGGUGAGGCCAUGCAGGGAGUCUCUCAGAACGCUAAGACGAGCAACCUGCCUGCAUUUGGGGAGGCCAUCAGCUCGGCCUCCAAGGCCCUCUGUGGGCUCACAGAGGCCGCUUCACAGUCCGCGUACCUCGUCGGCGUGUCCGACCCCAACAGCCAGGCGGGACAACCGGGCCUUGUGGACCCGGGCCAGUUUGCCCGCGCCAACCAGGCCAUCCAGAUGGCCUGCCAGAACCUGGUGGACCCCGCCAGCAACCAGUCUCAGGUGCUGUCGGCGGCUACCAUCGUGGCGAAACACACGUCGGCGCUGUGCAAUGCCUGCCGCCUGGCAUCGUCCAAGACCUCCAACCCCGUGGCCAAGCGGCACUUUGUGCAGUCGGCAAAGGAGGUGGCCAACAGCACUGCCAACCUCGUCAAGACCAUCAAGGCACUGGACGGAGAUUUCUCGGACGGGAACCGGGAGAAGUGCCGUGCCUCCACGGUGCCGCUCAUCGAGGCCGUGGAGAACUUGACGACGUUCGCCUCCAACCCCGAGUUCUCCAGCAUCCCCGCGUCCAUCAGCGAAGAGGGUCGCCGUGCUCAAGAACCCAUUGUGGCUGCCGGCAAGACGAUGCUGGACAGCUCGUCAGCACUGAUCGGCACGGCGCGCUCGCUCGCCGUAAACCCCAAGGACCCACCGACCUGGUCCAAGCUGGCCGGCCAUUCCCGCUCCGUGUCCGACUCCAUCAAGAAGCUCAUCACCUCCAUCAGGGAUGGCGCCCCCGGGCAGAAGGAGUGCGACAAGGCCAUCGCCGUGCUAGACGACUGCCUCCGCGAGCUGGACCAGGCCGGCCUGGCGGCCGCCAGUCAGAGCCUCGCCCCGCGCGAGGGCGUCUCUGUUGAGGGCCUGCAGGAGCAGCUCAUCUCGACCGUGCAGCAGAUCAGCAACACCAUCGACCCCGUGGCCACGGUGGCGCGAGGGGAGGCCUCGCAGCUCGGGCACAAGGUGUCCCAGAUGGCGAGCUACUUUGACCCGUUGGUUUUCGCCGCGGUGGGCAUGGCCUCCAAGUCCUUGAGCCACCAGCAGCAGAUGAACCUCCUGGACCAGACGAAGACCCUGGCGGAGUCGGCGCUGCAGCUGCUCUAUGCAGCCAAGGAGGCUGGAGGGAACCCCAAGGCGUUGAAUGCCCACGAGGCGAUCCAGGAGGCGAGCCAGAUGAUGCGCGAGGCCGUGGACGACCUGACGGCCACGCUGAACGAGACGGCGAGCGAGCUGGGCAUGGUCAGCGGAAUGGUGGAUGCCAUCUCGCAGGCCAUCGGCAAGAUGGACGAGGGGACGCCCCCGGCGCCCGAGUACUCGUUUGUGGAUUACCAAACGACCAUGGUGAAGACGGCCAAGGCCAUUGCCGUCACGGCGCAGGAGAUGGUGAGCAAGUCCUCGAGCCGGCCAGAGGAUCUGGGAUCGCUGGCCAGCCAGCUCACCACGGAGUACGGGAACUUGGCGCAGCAGGGACGGCCGGCUGCAGCUUCCGCCGACAACGAGGAGGUCGGCCACCAGAUCAAGCACCGCGUGCAGGAUCUGGGCCACUCUUGCGUGCUGCUCGUGCAGAAGGCAGGCGCCUUGCAGUGCAGCCCCACAGACGGCUUCACCAAGCGAGACCUCAUCGACUGUGCUCGCAAAGUCUCCGAGAAGGUGUCGAUGGUGCUCGCGUCACUUCAGGCCGGGAAUCGCGGUACACAGGCCUGUAUCACGGCCGCCAGCACCGUGUCUGGAAUCGUGGCCGACCUCGACACCACCAUCAUGUUCGCCACCGCCGGCACACUGCACGCUGAAAACAACGAGUCCUUCGCCGACCACCGGGAGGGAAUCCUCAAGACAGCCAAAGCGCUGGUGGAGGACACGAAACUGUUGGUGGCGGGCGCCGGCGCCACGCAAGAGAAGCUGGCGCAGGCCGCACAGUCGUCGGUGGGGACCAUCACCCGCCUCGCCGACGUCGUGAAGCUGGGCGCCGCGAGCCUCGGCUCCGAGGACCCUGAGACCCAGGUGGUUCUCAUUAAUGCCGUCAAGGAUGUGGCCAAGGCCCUGGGAGACCUCAUCAGCGCGACAAAGUCCGCCGCCGGAAAACAACCGGACGACCCGGCCAUGCACAACCUGAAAGGAGCUGCCAAGAUCAUGGUGACGAACGUGACGUCGCUGCUGAAGACGGUGAAGGCCGUGGAGGACGAGGCCACCAAGGGCACACGCGCCCUAGAGGCAACCAUUGAGUGCAUCAAGCAGGAGGUCAUGAUGUUCGAGACGCGCGAGCCACCCCAGAAGACGGCGUCACCGGAGGACUUCAUCCGCAUGACGAAGGGCAUCACCCUUGCCACAGCCAAGGCGGUCGCUGCCGGAAACUCGUGCCGCCAGGAGGACGUCAUCGCCACCGCCAACCUGAGCCGCAAGGCCGUGUCCGAGAUGCUGGCCGCAUGCAAGCAAGCCGCGUUCCACCCAGAGGUGGCAAGCGACGUGCGAGCGCGAUCCCUGCGCUACGGCAAGGAGUGCGCCAACGGCUACCAGGCCCUGCUGGAGCACGUGCUGCUGGUUCUUCAAAAACCAACGGCUGACAACAAACACCAGCUGACCAACCUGUCGAAGCGGGUGGCCGGCUCCGUCUCCGAGCUCAUUCAGUCUGCCGAGGCCAUGAAAGGCUCGGAGUGGGUUGACCCCGAGGACCCCACGGUGAUUGCGGAGGCCGAGCUCCUGGGUGCUGCGGCCGCUAUCGAAGCUGCGGCCAAGAAACUGGAGCAGCUGAAGCCGAGGGCCAAGCCCAGGCAAGCUGACGAGAGCCUCAACUUUGAGGAGCAGAUCCUGGAGGCGGCCAAGGCCAUCGCAGCAGCCACGAGCGCCCUUGUCAAGUCCGCGUCGGCCGCGCAGCGGGAGCUGGUGGCGCAGGGAAAGGUCGGAGCGAGUCCUGCCAACGCGGUUGACGAUGGGCAAUGGUCCCAGGGACUUAUAUCAGCGGCCCGCAUGGUGGCAGCCGCCACGAGCAACCUGUGCGAGGCGGCCAACGCGGCGGUGCAGGGCCACGCCAGCGAGGAGAAGCUCAUCUCGUCCGCCAAGCAGGUGGCAGCCUCUACUGCCCAGCUGCUCGUGGCCUGCAAAGUGAAGGCUGCCCCCGACUCGGAGGCCAUGCGACGGCUGCAGGGUGCGGGAAACGCGGUGAAGAGGGCAUCGGAGAACCUCGUGAAGGCGGCACAAAAAGCCGCUGCGUUCGACCAGGAGGAGGAGAACGUCGUCGUCAAGGAGAAGUUCGUGGGCGGCAUCGCGCAGAUCAUAGCGGCGCAGGAGGAGAUGCUGCGGAAGGAGCGCGAGCUGGAUGAGGCGCGGCGCAAGCUGGCGCAGAUCCGGCAGCAGCAGUACAAGUUCCUGCCCACGGAGCUGCGGGAGGACCCGCAGUAGCGCUCGGAGUGACGGAAACCGCCGGGGUUCCACCACAAACCGCCCGCUCGCCCACUUGCAAUUGCAGGAAGACCAUGAGAAUUGUUAACAAUAAAACACGUAUAUAAUAUAUAUCGAUACUCGGCACUGCCUCCGCCAAAUAACCGUCCGUUGGCCCACAGGGCCUGCCCAGCCGCCCCAUUGCUGCCUUCUAUGUUGUUACCACCCUGUUGUCCUCGUGACCAAUUAGCCGAGGUUGGCCCCUGUGUUUAGUGCAGCCUGCAUUCCGGUAGCCUCCUAGAUAAUGUUUCUUGAAUACAAUCACGUAGUCUUAUGGGGAUUUUCAUUCCUUGUUGUUCAAAUGCCUCGUGUCAUUUCUUGAUUCUUGACGGAGCGGUUCGGCACCAAGGCCCCCAGCUUUGUUCCACCACUCGUACCGCACGUUGCCCCGGUCAUGGUACAUUCUGCCCCGGUGUGGCCGAUAUGCCGAGGGAUGACCCUGGGCCUCUAGCCCUGUCCUCAACCACCAACCCCACCCUGCCAUGAGUUUUAAGUGCACGUAAUAAAAUAUAAUUUUGAACAAUAAUCAUUCAUUGCACAUAUUAAUCUUCAAUAAAACAAAAAUAAUGUACAGGUUUAUUAUUCUUGAUUGUUUUUAAUACUUUGUAUCCUUUAAAAAAAAAGUUGACAGUUACCAAAAACAUGGAUUAUGAUGUUAUUUUUCGCUUCAUUUUCUUUUUAUACAAUCCUGACAAUUACAAAGUGUGUGUGUGGGUCACUAGGUAAUUGUUUUCUAAUCUUUAGCUUUAGUUCGCAAUCGGCGCGCGGCUUGUUUGACGUGGUUUAUCAGGGAAGCAUGUUCGUUCGCACGGACAGUGCUUUGGGAUGUGACAUAUCAGUGUAUGUGAGGGUGCGGGUGUUGCAUUUCAAUAGAAUAGAGCGUUAAUGGUGGGAGGUGGUCCAUUAGCCAAAGCCAGAAUGUGGCUUUUUGAAAAAAAAUAUAUGAACGAUCUCACAUUAAUAUAUUUUUCGGGGGUUUAAAGACUGGUAACAGCUAACAUUUUGUUUGUUUCACGGUAAUUGUACUCGCAAGGAAAGAUAAUCGCAACUUUAAAAGACGAAACCUCUUUAAUGUGAAUCAGUUCGACGUCAGCCCAGCGGUACUUUCAGUUGAUCCUGCUGGUGAGAGGUGCCCAUAGCGCGAUGGGGACGCCCCGUCAUGGACUCGACGGCCUUGGGUGAGCUGCUUCCGCAGCCGCGGCUGUUUUGGUUUCACAACGUGGGGGCCGUCUUCAGUACCGAGUGCGGUCACGUGUUAUAUUGAUGUUAAGGAACAAGCAUGAUUGUCUUGGCUGAGAUGUUAAGUCGUCGCGAGUUCGUUGCUACUUGAGAUUUCGUUUUUGCCGUUGUCGCCAUUACUGUCCAAUCCCAGCAGCGCACGGUGAUUUAACUGGGAGGUUUGCAGGCCCCUCCCGUGAGCUCAUCCUCGUUCGGAAGAGGUGUAGCAGCUUUUGGCUCUUGAAUAAGGUGGCUUAGGGGAUUGCGCUUAAACGAAACAACAGAAACCUAAACGUCUGUCCCCCUUCCUCGCUAUUUGCAACGCGGCUUUAAACCUUCCUUGCGUUUACCGGUCUACUUCUCCGCAAGUGCGUCAGAAGAUGCACGUGGCGUGUUGAUUGGUGGACAGAGGUUGAAGCGUGCAGGACGUGGCUGGGUCAAGUGAGAUGUGGCUGGGUGUAGUGGGGUGUAGCUAGGGGGGAGACGCAUGGCGUCUGGCCGUUAAUGGGCCCUGGGUUUUGCCACAAAGGCCAAAUCCGCUGGAGUUUACCAAGGUCCAUAUGAGGAGACAUUUGACUGCGGCUGGACCCGCCAUGCAUACGCACAGACACCCUUUGUACGAAUACGUAAACCUUUUUUUGGAAAUUCACUGCUGGAUGAUGGGUCCUCCACAUGCCAUGCGAGUUGUGUGGAUUAUUUGACCAUAACCUCACCACGAUGGUUAGUGUGGGGUUGACGGUCGGGAGCAUAGAUGUACAGUGCAACUAUGCAUCGUGUGGCACUGCUCUGUUGCACACCACGUCGCCCGCAGCCUCUAACAAACCCAUCGCUGCUGAGUGGUCACCCGUCCAAGCACUGUUUAAGGCUCUACCUAGAGCAUGAGAUGCACGUUAAGUAAGUGGACAAGUUGUAUGAUGAGUAGAUAUGUGUCUGUGUGUGUGUAAAAUAGCCAUGGUCUCAGUUUGCAAGAGGUCACCCCAUAUGCACGGGGGCCAGAUGAGACGGAGUGGAAUUCUCUUGAGAUGCCACUGAUGGAAUAAUUAGUUAUCCCAAGUUGGAAAUUUCCAAUCUAAUGAAGAGCCGAGUCGAGGGUAACUUUUAAAACAAGGCCAUUAUUUUAGAUAACGUCAAUCGAUUUCAAAGCUGCCAUUGUAGGUGGAAUCCAGUAAGAAUUUGACCGCUCAAGACAUCGUUUCAGUUUUGUUGAUGGUCUGCAUGAUUUCAUCAAAUCCAUCACGGCCUCCUGUUGUUGCAGGUAUUUGGAAUGGGUUUGGGCUUAGGCUGUUUUUGCUUUGCUGUGCGAUGCUCUGUUGCUGGAUUUUGUUUUAGGAGCGAUAUCGCUCCGCCUCCCGUCUAGGAACAAACGACUUAGCGCGGUUUCCUCGCAUUGUUAGCGGCGCGCUCAAUAUGGAACAAAAGUGCCUUGUGUUAAGCAUAUCAGCACUUGUGUAUCAUCCGUGGGUAGUGUCGGUGACGGCUUUCAUAAGACGCACACCGCGGCUUCUUGGCUUUUAAACGACAUGGUUUUUGUGUAUCAUUCAGAGAAAACGUAUCUCGAUGUGCUUGCUAAGGGAAGUCGGUCAAAUGUGUUUUCUGCUCCCUGUCCGUAAUGCCCAAUAAAUUUAACCAUUCGCCUAACUUAACAUCACGGCUAAAUUGCACAGUGUGCCGCAGUGCUCAAGCAUGGUUUUUUUUCCUGCCAUUUUUUUACAACAAAAUCUUCUCUUUAUAAUAAAGCUAUCCAUUAA
Lethenteron reissneri (Far Eastern brook lamprey) is the source of this 11307-nucleotide messenger RNA. It is a transcript of the gene TLN2, whose product is annotated as talin 2. Gene Ontology annotation, biological process: cell-cell adhesion; actin cytoskeleton organization. Gene Ontology annotation, molecular function: actin filament binding; structural constituent of cytoskeleton; integrin binding. Gene Ontology annotation, cellular component: cytoplasm; plasma membrane; focal adhesion. The record is from RefSeq and is a predicted model, not a curated record. Lineage: Eukaryota; Metazoa; Chordata; Hyperoartia; Petromyzontiformes; Petromyzontidae.